AUGUCGGCGUCCACGCCCGGCGACCUGUACGAGACGCUGUGCGGCUGCGUCAGGGACGUCUACAACAACUACCCGGCCGGGUGGCCGAAGAUACUGAGGCCGACAUCGGGCUUCUCCCUCCUGCCGGGGAUCGUGUCGGAGGCCGCCCGGUCGCAGGGCGGCAUCACGCGGUGUGGCCUGUUCCCGGAGAUCUCGCGGGCCUGGGCGACGGUCGGCGGCACGGUGUACGUCUGGCGGACAGACAGGAGCACCGAUGUGCCGUUGGAGCACACAGCGAGCGAUGGCAAGAUCGUGCAAGUGGAUUUGUUGCAACCCAGGAAGGGUGUCUUUCGUGGUAUCAACCACAUCCUGGUCGUUGUCACACGAUUCCAGAUCAGCAUGGUGGCCUUGACCCUGGACUAUGACGGCGCUGGCACUGUCUUGGAGCCCCUUUCACUUUACAGGGCAUCCACAGACAACGUCCUGAUGACCAGUGUGUGCACGACACCGCUGGGGCGUAUUUUCAUGGGAGGUGAAGAUGGCCACCUGUAUGAGGUGCUGUACCACACUGGGUCUGGUUUCUUGUGGAGUCAACGGAAAUGCCAGAAGGUAUGCCACACCAAGGGGUGGCUGGACAUGCUGCCUACAUUCCUUUCACAAGGCUACCAUGGCGUGGCGAAGAUCGCAUGUGACAAUGACAGGCACAUACUCUACACUCUAAAUGGAGAAACGAUGCUACAGGUUUUUGAUCUUGGGAAGGAUGGCAUGGAAAAACCCCGCAAAGUUGCUGACUACGGUGACCUGCGGUCACUUGCAUUCAGGGCUCCUGGAGGGAUGGAAGCAUUCCGUGGAAGUGGAAAUCGGAAAAUUAGAGAGAUUCUUCCUAUUGCGAAAGCCGAGUCUUCCAAACUGCAGCUGCUGGCGAUAACCUCGGAUGGGUGCCGUGUCUUCUUUACUGCUGGCCCCCACGUUGGGGAUGGCAGGCCAACGUGCCUUGAGGCUGUGCUGGCACAGCCUGCACCCCCUGAAAAUCUGGUGGACCUGCGAAGGACCGAUAAGGUGCAGUGUGCCAUCUUUGGCCAGGGCACCAUCAUCUCGGGGGGCUCAAUGCGCCAACUGACGGCAACCACCCUUGUGCCUGCUGUGGGGGGCAGCAAGGUGUAUGUGCAGCAAUGGACAUUUGAUGCCGAAGGACCCCUCAUGGCAUUGGCUGCCAUUCCAGAACACACGCCAAUCGUAGAAGAUGUCCUGGGGAGCGAGUUUGUCACCCAGGUCUUCCACCCGCCCCAGAAGCUCAUUAUGAUGGGCACCAGUGGCUGGAUGCAGCUGGAGAAACGCAGGCCGCUGGAGAUCCUUGCGCACCUUUUCUACCAGGGGGAGCACGCCAGGGUCGCAGAGUUUUUUAAGAUCUACAGGCCGGACGAUGCCGCAGCGAUGUGCUGGCAGCUGGCGGCAAGCCCUCCCGAUGGAACAGCAUCGGCGAUUUCAGAAGCGGCAGCUUCACUUCUUCAACGUCCCACAAUAAGGAUUGAAGCAGAUUCAGAAGCCGUCUACAAGGGUCUGCGGCUGUACAUUGACCGUCUCCUGGUCCCGAUGCGCCGAUCAAGGCUCUUUGUUGACGUUGGACAGGGCAUCAUAAGCUGCCCUUUCUCUACUUCAAUUCUUGUGUUUCUUGAAAGGCGGUUUUCCCAGCUGAUGAAAUCCCUGUCAGCACAUCAUUCCGACGAGAUCGUUGACCUCAAGAUGUUUGUUGCUCGAGCUUAUGAGGCCCUGCAUUUGAUUGGUGUCUUUGUGCACAACAAUAUUGGGAGGCUUGUGGUUCGCCUUGAGGCACGCCUGCGCCGUGGGCUGACAUCUCUGACACUGGAUUCUGUACUCAACGUUGAUGGUGAUGGUGAGGGAGAGUCGCACAGCUCCAUUGUACUGGGAGCACUCCUUCGCGAAUUCCUCAAGGAGAGGACAGACCAGAACGAGAUUGCUGUGGAGCUGCGGAAAAAAUGUCCAUCCUUCUUUCGAGAGGAGGACUACCAGCACUUCCAGGCCCAGAAUCUGCUCAAAGCCGCUGCAAAAAUGCCCCCAGGGCCCCGCCAAAGGCAGCUCACAAAUGAAGCCGUGUCUGCGAUGUUGGCAGCGCCACUCACAGGGAACCUGGAUUCUAUUGUGUCAACACUCUUCAAGUUGAAACACAUGCAGGGCGUUGUCGACAUUCCCCUAGCAGCAGCUGCGAAGGUUGACCCACAUGAGCUGGCAUUCAUAGAUCAGGCAAACCCACAUGUCGAGGCUGCACGUGUGGAGCGACAGGCGUGCUGUCUGCCUGCACUGCACGUGGCAUCGGCCCUCCUGAAGGACCCAGCCGCCUUGGGCGUCACCAAGGAGGAGAGCAAGACCCUGUUCCGAGAGUUCCUGCUGGCAGCCACCAGAGCGCAAGACAAACUUUUCCUGGCCGAGCUUUUCCAUCUCCUGGUGUCGAACGGCUGUGACAGUGAACUGCUUGGCUUCAACCACUCCUACGUUGAACAUUUUCUUGGAAAGGAGGCCGGUCUGCGGGGGGACAAGGCGCUCAGUGUUGGGCAGCUGCGUCACGCGGAGCUGCUGGGGCAACUGUAUGCUGCUCGAGGGGAUGGUGUGAAUGCAGGGAAUGUGUUCUGUGUGAUUGGAGACAGGGGGGUGCAGGGUGCGGCGCAGGAUGACAGGGUCGGCUACUAUCGUAGGGCGAUUAUUCAGUUUGAGAGGGCCGGCAACGAUGAGUUGAAGCGCAAGAUGAGGGAGAGGGUGACGGCAGUUGAGAUGCAGUCCCAGGUGUUGGAGCGCAUGAGGGCAGUGCCCGAGGGAGUGGAGGGCAGGGAGGAAGCCCUGCAAGACCUCCAGAAGAGGUUCAUACCCGUUGGAGAGCUCUUUCGCAAGUACACCACAAAGUACAAGAUGUGGGAUCUCUGCAUUGAGACCAGCACCCAUUCUGGGGAUUUCGACGCCGACGACAUCAAGAAACUAUGGGAUCUGUUCAUGAGGCAGGGUUGGGAGGAGCAGGCAGGAAACGGCACAAAGGCCCAAUCGACAGAGGUUGCAAGGAGGGUGGCGGCACUGGGGUCGAAGGUGUACCCUUCCCCAAGCUUCCCUUCGAAGUGGAUCUGCUACCGGAUGGAGCAGAUGGCAGUUGGGAUGUGGCCAGUCGAUUGGAGCGCAGCCCAACCCAGCCUUGAAGACCCAAACCUCAUGACAGUCCAGGCGCUGACCACUGUCUAUGGGGACUCCCUCCUCAAGGUGCUCGAGUUGUACGACAGCUUUGCACGAGACCAGCACAUAGCGCAUGGCCCCCAGGCCUUGCGGUGGCAGGUCACGGUGUCAUUGCACCACAUAUGCAGGAAGCUCCAGAGCAGCGAGGGACGGGGGGUUGGCAGGGGUUCGGGCACAGCUGGCGUGGGGGUGGCUGGCGGGGAUGGGGCACAAACAUUGGAGCUUUGCAUUGCAGAGGCGAGGAGACUGCUGCGAGCAGCAUGA
This is a messenger RNA of Ostreobium quekettii, 3477 nucleotides long. The record is from the annotation of a GenBank genome assembly. NCBI's taxonomy places the organism in Eukaryota, Viridiplantae, Chlorophyta, Ulvophyceae, Bryopsidales, Ostreobiaceae.